This is a messenger RNA of Phyllotreta striolata, 1140 nucleotides long. Lineage: Eukaryota; Metazoa; Arthropoda; Insecta; Coleoptera; Chrysomelidae. The record is from the annotation of a GenBank genome assembly.
UUACAAACUCUCAAUGUAAUUUUAAAUAUACGUAUUAUAUAUUUUCCAAAAAUGAAUAUACCCAUUAUAACACUAAUUCUGUGCGUUAUUGGAGCAGAUUCAUACGAAAAUAACACUCUAUUAGCCGUAGCUGUGAUUUACAGGCAUGGCGAUCGAUCGCCUUCCAAAUCCUUCCCGAACGAUGUCUAUUUCAACGAAACUUACUGGCCAAUGGGAUUCGGACAAUUAACCAAAGAAGGUAUCGCAAGACAGUACGAACUGGGAAAAUGGUUCCGGCGACGCUACAACGAUUUCCUGAGCGACAAUUACUCGCCGAACGAGAUUUACAUUCACUCCACGAAUUCGGAUAGAACUCUAAUGUCUGCCUACGCCAAUUUGGCGGGUCUGUAUCCACCAGCGGGGUACCAAGUAUGGAGCGAUCGGAUUAACUGGCAACCGAUUCCCGUGCAUACCGAGGACAGGUCCAAGGACGACGUGAUUACCGAUAAAAGACGGUGCAGAGCUUUCGCGAAAGCUUACGGUCAAGCGAAAAAGAGCGCGAAUAAGUUUUUUAGAGAGAGAUACCGCAAAUUGUACGGGUUUAUAAAGGAUAAAACGGGAUGGAAGGACGUGACGUUGAGCGAUGUUCGGAUGUUACACAAGAAUAUUAAGAUUUACAGGCAGUACAAUCGGAGCUUCGUACCCGAUUGGAUAGACCACAUCGAUGCCAAGUCACUAGAUUUCCUAGCAGGCUUGAAGUCUUACAUUCCCGUAUUGAAAACUCACCAAGCGCGUUUGCACAUCGGGCCCUUCUUCCACCGGCUCUUCCAGCACUUCGAUAAUUUCGUCGGAUUGACGAGCGAAACGCCCAAGUUUCUCAUGUUCUCCGCUCACGAUUCGACUUUGUGCGCCAUCUUGGGCGCCAUGAGGAUGUUCAAUUUCCGGCCCAUCGGUUUCGGAGACGCUAUAAUGUGGGAAUUGAGGCGAAUUAACGGAGUGUUCGUGAUGAACGUUGCGUAUAAAUCAGAGGAGGAUACGCUGAGGCCGUUGUACAUCAAUGGAUGCGAGUUUGGUUGCGAUUACGAAACGUUUAAACGGAGUUUAUCGGAUGUUACUGUCAGUAUUCAGCAAUGGAAGGUUGAAUGUAAAGAUGUUGAUUAG